GUGUUCUGGUCCCAGGUUGAAGAGCUGCCUGCUGGGUAGCGUUCCUGUUAUAUCGUGGCUGCCUCGUUACUCCAUCAGAGAAAAUGCCCUGGGUGACCUGAUCUCUGGGAUCAGUGUUGGGAUCAUGCAGUUGCCGCAGGGUAUGGCAUAUGCCCUGUUAGCAUCGGUUCCUCCAGUCUUUGGCCUUUACUCCUCCUUCUACCCAGUCCUUAUCUACUUCAUCUUCGGCACGUCCAAGCACAUCUCAGUCGGAACAUAUGCUGUGAUGAGUGUGAUGAUAGGCGGGGUGAUAGAGCGAGUAGCACCUGACUCCAACUUCAUGAUGUGGGACAAUGUGACCAACUCCAGUAUAGUUGAUGUCAUCUCCCGGGAUGCAGAGAGGGUCCGAGUCGCUGCAGCUGUCACCUUCAUGUCGGGAUUAUUUCAG
Messenger RNA from Plectropomus leopardus (leopard coralgrouper), 427 nucleotides. The record is from RefSeq and is a predicted model, not a curated record. NCBI's taxonomy places the organism in Eukaryota, Metazoa, Chordata, Actinopteri, Perciformes, Serranidae.